This is a messenger RNA of Diabrotica balteata, 1469 nucleotides long. The record is from the annotation of a GenBank genome assembly. NCBI's taxonomy places the organism in Eukaryota, Metazoa, Arthropoda, Insecta, Coleoptera, Chrysomelidae.
AGUCUGUCAGCAGCUGUGUUCUCAAUAACUGGUGUACUAGCUACAAGAUGGUUUUAGUACUUAACGGUGUCCUUCAAGAGGAUUGCCCACCGGAUUCAAGAUCGUUAUACCAUACUCAUCCCAUUUAUGGAGAGACUGCUGCACAACUCCUUGGUGUCCCAAAUAAAAUUAUUGGCUCAGUAGGACUUCUGUAUGUUCAGCAAAGAGAAUUAGCAGCUACAGUACCCCAUGACAAGAACGUAAACAUUCUUGGAGCAGAUGAUGUUACCACCUGCCUUAUCGUAGUAGUUAGACAUUCUGGCUCUGGAGCGGUAGCAAUGGCCCAUUUGGAUGGAUCGGGAACAGACGAAGCUGUAUGCACAAUGGUUCAGCGAGUCCAGGAACUAGCACUAGGAUAUCCAGAAGGUCGGAUAGAACUUCAGCUUAUUGGUGGAUUUAAUGAUCCAAGGCAUUAUUCUGAUGAAAUAUUCUACAAUGUUUUAAAUUCGUUCCACAAACAUCCGAUAGAAAUAGAUCUGACCUUAGCAUGUACAGGAGAACUGAAUACGACUAUUAGAGGAGGAAUCCAUUGGCCCAUUAUUUACGGAGUUGGAGUUAACACAAAGACUGGUGAAAUAUUUCCCGCUACUUUUCCAGAUAAAGGUCCAGAUCAUUCGUUAAGAUCUGCCAGAUAUCUUACCGGUGUUCCACAGGUGUUAGAUAUUUACGACUGUGCACUAGGACUUCUAAGAAUAGGCCCUUUUAACUAUGAACCCUUGCGAGGUGUGGAUUUAUGGCUAGAACAAAGUGACGAUUUUAUAUUGCAACACUUAUCCACAUCUCCUGAAGUACAACCACCCCACUUUGUUAUGCAGAUACGAGCAACAUUGAAGUAUAUCCAAGAAAACCAGUUUCCGGCUGUAACCGUCUUUAGAGACAAUCGUCCCCAUUACUUUAGAAGAGACGAACAUUCUGGCAUUUGGAUUCCACUUAGAUAUUAGUUAGUUUGGUUUUGUACUAAUUUAUCGCUUUAGCCGAUGAUCAUUUUAAUGGCCAAAGUAUAACAACAAAUAUUAGUGAAUAUGUUCUGUGACAACGCAUGUCACAGAAAUUAUUGUUUGUUUAUAUAAUUCUGUUAUUAAGAAGUAAGAGGUGGGCUGAUCUAAAACAAUCGUUUGAUAGCAACAACAAAUAUGUAUAAAAAUAAAAGAAUUGAUAUAACAUACACGUUAUAUAAAUUCUUCCAAGUUAGUAACUAAAAAUAAUCGAUUUUCUGUAGUAAAUUAUCACACAAUUUGCCCUCUACUAUUUCCAGUUUAACAUGGCAACUGAAUAAGUUUUAGGAUUAAAAAAAACACUACUGCUUGUUGAUUAUACUGUUUAAAGGAAGCUUUUAUAAAAUAAGCAUUUUUUAUGUCAAUAAUUGUAAAGAUAUAUUAUAAUUUGUAAUAUAAUUUUUAACUAAUAAUACAUCAAUUAGUCUAUAGGAG